AUGGAGACGGACAGGCAGGACUGUGUGGCCUCCUGGUGGGACAUGGUGGUGCGGAACCUUCGAUCUUUUCCACAUUCCUGUUCAACACUUGGAAGAAAAAUUGCCUCUCUGUACAACAGCUUUACUAGUAAACCAUUAAAAGAACACAUUUUUCCUCCUCUGAUGAACAUGCUAAUAUUUUUUAAUUUUUUCAAAGCACCAUUUCUUGUGGAUUUAAAGAAACCGGAGUUAAAGAUUCCUCACACGGUGAACUUGUACAUCAGAGUUGAACCUGGGGUGAUUCUGGGAAUCUGGCACACAGUUCCCAGCUGCCGGGGGGAAGAUGCUAAGGGGAAGGACCGUGGCUGGUAUGAAGCAGCCCUUCAGGAUGGCAAUCCAAUUAUUGUUUAUCUUCACGGCAGCGCAGAACACAGGGCAGCUCCUCACAGACUUGAGCUAGUAAAGAUGCUGAGCGAUGGUGGCUUUCACGUCCUGUCUGUGGACUACAGAGGGUACGGGGAUUCCACGGGUGAGCCCACAGAGGAGGGGCUGACCGCGGAUGCCGUUUGUGUUUACGAGUGGACCAAGGCGAGAAGUGGUUCCACACCUGUGUGUCUCUGGGGCCACUCUCUGGGUACAGGAGUUGCAACAAAUGCUGCAAAAGUACUAGAAGAGAAAGGAUUCCCAGUUGAUGCUCUUAUUCUGGAGGCUCCAUUUACCAACAUAUGGGUUGCAAGUAUUAAUUAUCCCUUGUUAAAGAUUUACCGGAAACUUCCAGGAUUUGUACGCGCGCUUAUGGAUGCCCUGAGAAAAGACAAAAUAGUCUUCCCUAAUGAUGAAAAUGUUAAAUUCCUGUCUUCUCCCCUUCUCAUCAUACAUGGUGAGGAUGACAAGACGGUGCCUUUGGAGUUUGGAAAGAAGCUCUAUGAAAUUGCACACAACGCGUAUAGGAACAAAGAGAGGGUCAAGAUGGUGGUCUUUCCCCCUGGUUUCCAACACAACUUCCUCUGUAGAAGCCCCACACUACUAAACACUGUGAGAGAGUUCCUGAGUGAGCAGUGGGCAUGAGGUCUGAGAGUACAAGAAAUCUGCAGUGAAGAC
Molecule: messenger RNA, 1080 nt
Organism: Enhydra lutris kenyoni (northern sea otter)
Lineage: Eukaryota; Metazoa; Chordata; Mammalia; Carnivora; Mustelidae
Product: abhydrolase domain containing 12B
Exons: 13
Coding region: 1-1047 (348 amino acids)
Biological process (GO): phosphatidylserine catabolic process; monoacylglycerol catabolic process
Cellular component (GO): endoplasmic reticulum membrane
Molecular function (GO): phosphatidylcholine lysophospholipase A1 activity; monoacylglycerol lipase activity
Source: RefSeq, a predicted model, not a curated record